This is a messenger RNA of Ictidomys tridecemlineatus (thirteen-lined ground squirrel), 821 nucleotides long. Lineage: Eukaryota; Metazoa; Chordata; Mammalia; Rodentia; Sciuridae. The record is from RefSeq and is a predicted model, not a curated record.
AUGGGUUCAGGGAGGAAAGGCUGGAUGCCUCUAAAGAGGAGAGGGACCAGCUCUGGAAAGAACUCUGGUUAGAUUUACAGCCCAGCCUGGGGCGAUUGAAUCUGGGUGUGUCACCAUGGAGACGGGGCUGGCCAGCGUGCUCCGCUGCCAUUGGCUGUGGACUCCCGGGAUUGGGGAUAUAAGACUGCGCCCAGAGAACCGUGCCCGAACUGUGCGGACCAGACUCGGCUACCGCAACGGCCACGCAGCUCAACCGAGCAGAAACAGCGACGACCGGCAGGAUCUUUAGCAGGGAGUCGGCAGCUCCAUGGAGAACGAAUUCACAUAUGAAGAUUAUCAGAAGACUGCAGAAUGGCUUCUCUCUCGUACCAAGCACCGACCUCAAGUGGCAGUGAUCUGUGGUUCUGGCUUAGGGGGCCUGACCAAUAAAUUAACUGAGGCCCAGUUCUUUGACUAUAGUGAGAUACCCAACUUUCCCCAAAGCACAGUGCCAGGUCAUGCUGGCCGACUGGUGUUUGGGUUCCUGAAUGACAAGGCCUGUGUGAUGAUGCAAGGCAGAUUCCACACAUAUGAAGGCUACCCCCUCUGGAAGGUGACAUUCCCUGUGAGGGUUUUCCGGCUUCUGGGUGUGGACACCUUGGUGGUCACCAAUGCAGCUGGAGGGCUCAACCCUAGUUUCGAGGUUGGGGAUAUCAUGCUGAUUCGUGAUCACAUCAACCUACCUGGUUUGGGUGGUCAGAACCCUCUCAAAGGGCCUAAUGAUGAAAGGUAUGUAUCUGGCUCUUGAGUGUAGGGUUUCAGGACUUUUCUAGGAGUUGUGA